AUGUCCGUCUCAGCAGCCUCGAUCCCCGAUACCUCGCUUGGCCUCACCUCCUCCGAGAUCCAGAUCCUCCGACAACAGCAGCAGAUUGCCCUGCAGGGCGGCCAUGCCGGCAAUGGGGUUCCCAGGGGCAGGGGAACGGGGAGAACCAGCAACUCCAGUUCACGCGCCACCAGCGCCGCCAGCAGUCAGGGCCGCUUGCUGCUGGAUCCCAUGAGUUUGCGCGCCCUGUCGCACCAGCUCGAUGGCCUGCAGGCUCAGAUUCGCGGCCGCAUCGAAUAUCUAGAGGAUCAGAUGCAAGCCUCCAUCCAGAACAGCUACGAUCGCGCCGGGAAUGUCAUUCGUAACGCCGAUGCCGAAAUCGCCCGCACCCGCUCCAUCCUCGCCGCCAUCGACGACCUAGAUAACGAGUUGGCCAAGAUCUCCCACAUUCGGGAUAUCGUCAAGUCUUUUCGGGGUCGUAUCGAGACUAUUGAUCAUCGUAUGGAUCAAAGCUCGCGGCGGCGACGCUGA
This is a messenger RNA of Penicillium waksmanii, 510 nucleotides long. RefSeq lists its product as uncharacterized. Gene Ontology annotation, cellular component: BLOC-1 complex. Gene Ontology annotation, biological process: endosome organization. Lineage: Eukaryota; Fungi; Ascomycota; Eurotiomycetes; Eurotiales; Aspergillaceae. Bases 1 to 510 code for a protein of 169 amino acids. The record is from RefSeq and is a predicted model, not a curated record. The transcript is spliced from 2 exons.